AGGAAGAACCACAUCGCUGAGCUGGACCACGAAAUACACACACUGAAUGAAAACAUCAACACGCUCACCAAGGAGCUGGAACUUAAGGGCAAGGAGGUGCUGAAGAUCCGCAGCGAGGCCAACCAACAGAUCAGGUGGGUGGGAAGAGAGGGCAGGAGGGGAGGAGGGGAUAGCCGUGACCCCACCACAGGGCAUUAUGGGGUGACACAAAGGAGGGUUGACACAAUAACAGGCCAUCUACAGUAAAGCUGUUCCGGCACAUUGCCAAACUUAAUUACAAUGUCUUCAGAAAGUUUUCAUACCCCUGUUACAGCCUGAAUUCAAAAUGGAUUAAAUAUAUUUAUUUUCUCAGCCUUCUACACUUAAUGAAACAUAGAAAUGUUUGCAAAUGUAUUGAAAAUGAAAUACAGAAAUAUCUAAUUUACAUAAGUAUUCACACCCCUGAGUCAAUACAUGUUAGAAUCACCUUUGGCAGCGAUUACAGAUGUGAGUCUUUCUGGGUAAGUCUCUAAGAGCUUUGCAUACCUUGAUUGUACAAUAUCUGCACAUUAUUCUUUUUUAAAUUCUUCAAGUUCUGUCAAGUUGGUUGUUGGUCAUUGCUUGACAGCCAUUUUCAAGUUUUGCCAUAGAUUACCAAGCCGAUUUAAGUCAAAACUGUAACUACAGUAGGCCAUUCAGGAACAUUCAAUUUGUCUUGGUAAGCAACUCCAGUGUAUAUUUGUCUUUUAGGUUAUUGUCCUGGUGAAAGGUGAAUUUGUCUCCCUGUGUCUGUUGGAAAGCAGACUGAAUCAGGUUUUCCUCUUGGAUUUUGCCUGUGCUUUUUAUCCUAAAAAACUCCCUAGUCCUUGCCGAUGACAACCGUACCCAUAACAUGAUGCAGCCACCACCAUGCAUGAAAAUAUUCAAUGUCUGCUUUUUUUUCUACCCAUCUACCAAUAGGGGCCCUUCUUUGCGAGUCAUUGGACAACCUCCCUUGUCUUUGUGGUUGAAUCUGUGUUUGAAAUUCACAGCUCGACUGAGGGACCUUACAGAUAAUUGUAUGUGUGGGGUACAUAUUUUUUGUGGAACUUAUUUAGGCUUGCCAUAACAAAGGAUUUGAAUACUAAUUGACUCAAGACAUUUCAGCUUUUCAUUUUUAAUUAAUUUGUAAAAAGUUCUAAAAACAUAAUUCCACUUGAGAUUUUGGGGUAUUGUGUGUAGGCUUGUGACACAAAAUCUCAAUGUAAUCCAUUUCAAAAUGAGGCUGUAACAAGGGGUGUGGAUACUUUAUGAGGGCACUGUAGGUGAAUCUAUUGAAUCUCUGUAUGCUAUCCCUGCAGGUGAAUGCCUGUACCUAGUUUUAAUAUGGUCACAAUUAAGGUUUUUAGCAUGUUUAGUUCAUUCAGAUGACUGGUGAAUCACAACACGAGAAGUUCAGUUGUGUGACUUCCUCUUGUUUAGAUGUGACUGUCAGUAGCCAUUGGCAGUGCUUGCAUCGUUUUCAAGUUAGAUUAAAGUGGAAGGAUACUGGCAGAAAGUGAGGAGGCCAAUUUGCCUCUCCCUGCUGGAAGUCCUGGUUUAUAUUUUGUGCUCUAUUAUUCCCUUUGAUGACUUGGUCCCUUUUGACAUUUGUUAUUUUCCUCUAGUUUAAUGGUCAAAUAAAUUGAUAAGGAAAUAUGAAAGGGUUAUUUGGGGCAGGGCCUAAAUAUAAUCUAUCAUCAUGCUUUUCCCACAGGAUGAUAAUUAAUAAUUCACUCUUAUAUUAAUUCAUAAUGUGGGCUAAGGCCUGGAUGGAAUGAACGGCAGGAACUCUCAUUAGAAUGAAAGGCCUGUUUGGUGAUGAAUAAAAAAUGGAGGCUGACGCUUUUCUAGAGCUUGAGAUAACUAAGCACAUGGGGCUAGUGUUUGAGUGCGCAUGUGUGUGCAUUAGCGCACACGUGUUUGUGCGUGCAUCCACGCGUGUGUGCAUGCAUGUGUGACGUCAACGACACCCAGCGCUGGCAGGAUUCCAAGCCCAUCAUGGAGCACGUUUCACUUCCAAUUAUGUAACACGCUGGCAAAUCCUCGUUUCCUGAGAUAAAAAUAACAGAAUAAAUAAAUACAUUGGAAAUGAUGUGUGUCCCUGAGGGUGUUACUCAGGGAGAGGCAAACAUAUUCCUCUGCACUCCUCGUGGUCUCUCUCUGUCUCUCUCUCUCUCUCUGACUGCAGGACCUCGGAGUGAGCAGCACUGCCAUAUAGCUUACAUAGGGAGAGAGUCACCGCUACUAUGCAGGGAAUUUCAAUGAGCUGGUGAAAUGUCCUGUGUUUUUUCCACAAAUGGCGAAACAGCAGUGAUACCUCUCCUCCAGAGCCCCCUGCUAAAAAUGAUGUAUGUCUUUCUUGGAAAGGAAAGGACAAGUAUGUCAGGAAACGAAAGAAAGUCAAAGAUGAACACAAUUUGAAUGGCUCCAGCAGGAUCAAAAGGAAUGUGUCUGUGAUAAUUGUGCCGAGUUAAGAUACUGUAAUACCUCUGGACCGGGGCCUCAGAGCCUCAGAGCUGGAGAGGCGUUUAAAGACGUGUGAUCUAAAUGGGCUUUAAUGGUCUGGUCUCUUCUCAUCAGGGCUCAUGAACAGGACCUGUGUAAGAAACACGAGCGGGAGAUGGCUGAGAUGAACGCCAUGCACAACAGAGAGACUCAGAACAUGCUGUGUGACUUCAACAAGGCCCAGGAGCUCCUCAAAGACAAGAUCUCUGCUCUGCAAGUCCUGUACGUACAGUACAUUCAGUAUGUAGUUGAUAUAGCACUAUAUGUGUGUGCAGGUGGUGGUAUGUGGGAGAGAGAGAGAGAGAGAGAGAGAGAGAGAGAGAGAGAGAGAGAGAGAGAGAGAGAGAGAGAGAGACAGAGAGAGAGAGAGAGAGAGAUUAUAUAAAGCCCUGGCAGAUGAUGAAAGACCACAGUCCCUGGCAGAGCAACAGAGGGUGAAAAGGUGAGUGCCCCAGACAGAUACAGGGAUGAAUGGAAGGAGGAAGGAAGGAUGAGAGGGAAGGAUGGAUUCGAGAGGGGGUCUGCACAUGACCUCCGGAGGUGAAUAUGGCCCAUUGGGAAGGUCCUUUCCUCUUUCCUUACCCUCCCAGUAGUACAGAUACAUGGAGGUGACUGUGUCUUCAAUAUCCCAUCACACCCACAAUGUCCAUGUAGCGGUGUCCUACUGGGGAUAAACCUCCAGCUGGGUGUGCAGCUGCCCUAGCUUUCAAGACACCACAAUACACACACAGUACACACACAAUACACACACAGUACACACACACACACCAGAAAAUACGAACAUAGACAUAGAAAACUCCCCUGCAGACUACUCUGAAUAGAUCAAUGGAGAUGUACUGUAAUGAUUAUGGAAAUGAAAUAGGAAUAAAAGGCAGCUAAAGCACACAAUAAUGAUUUGUAGGUCUCUAUUGGAAAUAUCUUUGGGAUAUGGGAGAGGGAAAGGGAGAGAAGGAGAGGGAGGAACAGAUGUACAUGCCUCAGCGAGGGCCCUAGGACUGGAUUUUGCUGUCAGGAGUGACCUAAUUUGGUUUCACUUGAAUGAGAGCACGAUCUAGACAGAAAGCCAGCUACUGCAGAGAGAGCCUCUGUUAUAAAUAGCUCAUCUGUGAUGUUCCCCACCAAUUGUUCUCAUGGCUCAAUCACUCCUUUCACAACAUCAAAAUGAAAUGCUAGUGAAGCAUACAUCAUUAUUUGUGCACAUGUUCCUCCAUGAAUUUGACUGACAAACAGAAUCCAUUAAAAUCCUGUAAAAAUAGGUCACAUUGGCCCUACACAGAUUGUUUUGUUGCUAACCUUUCUAAAACCAACAAUUAGCUGCUGGUCCGAGCCACUGUCAUUCUCAAUUUGCUGACUAGUUGACAUUUCCAGGGCCUUCCCUUGAGGUGGCCAAUUUACUGCCUACUAAUUAAGCACAGGACAAAUCUAUUUUAACGACAGCCACUGUCCCCUCCCCAAUUAAUCACCAUGGCAGCUUCAUUCCCCCAAAGCCAGUCCCUGGCCACCACUAAAUUAUUACGCCAUUUAAGCUUUAUUAAUAUUUGAUCUCAUUACAUCUCCUAUUGGUUAAGCCCCUGGGAACCAACACACGUUUGUUGUCUGAUUGGUUGUUGUCACAUCUGUUUUGAGUGAUGUCGCUGGAGAGUUGAGUGGAGUGUGAUGAUGAUAUAUUUAUUGAAAGCAAGCCAGCACCAGCUUCCCAGGCUGCACUGCAGCAACAUGCUUAUUUCACACGGUUUGUGUUUGGAGUAUGUGUAGGGAUGCAGACAGUGGUGGAAAGAGUACCCAAUUGUCAUACUUGAGUAAAAGUAAAGAUACCUUAAUAGAAAAUUACUAAAGUAAAAGUGAAAGUCACCCAGGAAAAUACUACUUGAGUUAAAGUCUAAAAGUAAUUGGUUUUAAAUAUACUUAAGUAUCAAAAGUAAAUGUAAUUGCUAAAAUAUACUUAAGUAUUGAAAGUAAAAGUAUAAAUCAUUUCAAAUUCACUAUAUUAAGCAAACCAGACGGCACCGUUUUCUUGUUUUUUUAUUUAUGGAUAGCCAGGGGCACACUCCAACACUCAGACAUCUUUACAAACUAAGCAUUUGUGUUUAGUGAGUCUGUCAGACCAGAGGCAAUAGGGAUGACCAGGUAUGUUCUCUUGAUAAGUGUGUGAAUUGGACAAUUUUUCUGUCCUGCUAAGCAUUCAAAAUGUAACGAGUACUUUUGGGUCUCAGGGAAAAUGUAUGGAAUAAAAAAUACCUUAUUUUCUUUAGAAAUGUAGUGAAGUAAAAGUAAAAGUUGUCCAAAAUAUAAAUAGUAAAGUACAGAUACCCCAAAAAACUACUUAAGUAGUACUUUAAAGUAUAUUUACUUAAGUACUUUACACCACUGGAUGCAGAUGAGUCUAUAGUGAAAUGUGACACUGAAGUAAUGUGUAGUAGAUACUGUUUCUGUCAAUGAAGCAAGAAAUGAACAGAUCGCUGAUGCAUAGCAGCGUAGAAGAAGCGAUUAUCAUGAUAUCCAAUAUGCUCUCCCUCUAAAAUUCAAGCGUGUGCCUGUCCCUGUCUUGCGUCGGCGUUUGAUGGCGAGUUUGGUAUCACUUGUCAUUCCACAUCUGUAGUGCUGAGGACGUCAAGCCAAACUGGACAUGAUGGAUGCUUGUUUAGAGUACAAAUAAUAUCUUGGCAUAUUAAAGUCAUAAAUCUCAAGUUAGAGGCAGCACAAAACUGUGGAGAGGCAGAUGGCUUUGAACACUGAUAAGAACUCUUCUAAAGGGCGCUUGUUAUGUGUUGAGACGUUAGUGGAAUUCAGGAAAAACAUUUACUGCAUCUUUUUGAUCAUAGUAAUACACCAGCACUAAUAGCCUUUUUGAUUAUGAGAUUAAACGUAGGAGAGGUAAAAGCUAAUGCUUUACUAUUGAGCUGUAGGUAAGGGAAGGGAAGCUUUUAAAACAUGCUCCCUCAGUGUCUACAUGUAUUAAUGCUCAUAUCCCCAAGCUGAUCCAAGGCACUUUUAUUAUCACGUUACACAAACAAACAGAUCAAUAACUUAACUUUAUCUCAAGUAAACUUUGUUUCCACACUGGGCUGUGAGGAAACUGUGAGACAUCUGAGCCCUAAUGGCCCCCUCCUCUCCCCAGGCUGGAAGGCACGGAGGAUAAGUUCCGGAACAGGGAGAGCCGGCCUGAGGAUCUGCAGGUGAUCGCUGAGCUAAAGGACAUGGUGACUGAGAGGGAGUCCCUCGUCAAGAAGCUGGUGGUAAGUGUAUGUACACAGUACAAGAUGGCCUACAGGAUGCCCUUGUGUCGUUUUACCCAACAAUCCUAGACAUGGAGCCUGCAUGCCAGUCUACCUCUGAACAAUAGUAGCCCAGACUAUGGAGUGCUCUAACCUUGCAUGACUAAGAGUUCUCAUACAGCAGCAGUAGACUCAGAGAGGUAUGUUACAGCCCUUGAGUCCCAACAAUGCAUUCUGGCAGGUUAUUCAGUAUACUGUAUCUAUGACUAAGUGUCUGUGGCACUAGAGAGAGUGGAUAGAAACCCUCUGACUUUUGCAAGUUCUAUCAUACUGUACUGCUAAGCCCAUUGUAGACAUUAGAGUAUGUGAGGUAUGUCAUAAACAAUCAAUGAGAUGCUCCAUCACUAACCCAGAGAACCAUGACCUAACUGGCAUCUCUCUGUGGACAUGCAGGACGACAAAAAGUUCUACCAGCUGGAGUUGGUGAACAGAGAGACCAACUUCAACAAAGUGUUCAACACCAGUCCCAACGUGGGUGUAAUAAAUCCCCUCAUCAAGGUGAGCUGACAUCUGCAGACUAACACACCUCAGACACAAGGCUAACACACCUCUGGAUUAACACUGACAAUCAGUUGAUUAGAGCCAUAUAGCUAAUCUGAACUAAUCUUUGACACUUUGUGAAGACCAAAAGCUACCGGUGAUCAUUUGAAACCAUUAGGGAACCAUCACUAUCAUUACAAGCCUAAACCAGUAGCCUGUACAUCAUUGUAGAGAAUGAUUGAAGUGGAGAUUUUAAGUUGCCUCUCCACAUAUAUUUAGCCUUGAUUUCCAUUGGAACCAUUCCAUCCCUUAGUGGAGAAGUUGUGUCCCAUUCCAAUGUAAACACAGCAAUCCCCUGUCUCCCAGUUGAAUGGAUCACUCUGCAUGGUCAAUAUGUAACUGUUGACUCCAUUUCAAGUUCUAUAACUUCCGAUAUUUUGGUUCAGUGUUACAUAUUAUGUGUGUUUGUACAUUUAUGUGUGUGUGUGUGUGGGAUUGUGUGUGUGUUAGUCAGUGUGUGUGUGUGUGUUAUCUCCCUGUCAGACAUCCAGUUCUCCUUUGCUUUCCAAGCCAUUCUUUGUUAGUGUAAACUUUAUGUAGCCUCUUCCUUUGAUGCAUUCCCUUUUGCUCAUCUUAAUUUACAUAUUAUAGCUGAGAGCGACUGUUGCUUCACUAGCUGAGUGGUGCGAGCUUGACCUUCAGAAAGCCUCCAUCCACAUAAAUCCUCGAAGAGAAUGAGAAAUAUAUAAAUCUAUAUAUACAGCAGUCUUUUCUCCAUUGGACUAGCUCUCCCUUUCCAUUUGUUUUUGUUUUUGUCCUUCUGUGUAGCAAAAGAGAAAGAAUGACAAAUCAGCAAACAGAUUCAGCAGCUCUCCAAACCUCAGGGCUCUGGAGGCGGCGGGAACAGGGACGGGGAGCGGGCAACCCCAGCCCAACCGCCUAGAGCCUAUCCCCAACUCCCCCAUUCACCACCUUGAGCUCAACACUAGCAAACCUCUGCCCCCACCGACCCCUCCGACAGAGCCCAAGAAAUUCAUG
This is a messenger RNA of Coregonus sp. 'balchen', 7298 nucleotides long. NCBI's taxonomy places the organism in Eukaryota, Metazoa, Chordata, Actinopteri, Salmoniformes, Salmonidae. The record is from the annotation of a GenBank genome assembly.